Messenger RNA from Phalaenopsis equestris, 393 nucleotides. RefSeq lists its product as uncharacterized. Bases 1 to 393 code for a protein of 130 amino acids. The record is from RefSeq and is a predicted model, not a curated record. The transcript has a single exon. Lineage: Eukaryota; Viridiplantae; Streptophyta; Magnoliopsida; Asparagales; Orchidaceae.
AUGAUCCUUCACACCUCCGGAAUGGCUAACUAUAGAUCUGUGCAAAAUCCUGCCAAAACCAGUAAGUCUUCUGGCCUUUCUGAUCACAAUCAUGAUCCUUCUUUUUAUCGAAAACUAAUUGGAUAUUUGCAGUAUUUAACAUUAACGAGACCAAAUAUCACGUAUGUCGUUAAUCAGUCUUGUCAAACAAUGCAUCAACCAACUCAAUCCAGCAUUCAAGAAUUAAAGCGUGUACUUCGAUACCUACAAGGCAUUGUUUCCCUCAACCUACCAAUUAUUCAUGGAUCUCUUGAACUCACUGCCUUUGCUGAUGCUCAUUGGGCUAGUGAUCCUGCUGAUCGGAAAUCGACUACUGGUUACUGCAUCUUUCUUGGGUUUAUACUUAUUCCAUGA